AUGGCAAAUCCAUUCAUUCGCCCUUCUAUUCCGGACUAUUUUAUUUCCUCCCCCUUGGUCGCACUCCUUUAUCCCCUGCACCAGGUCCUCCUGCGCCUCCGUGGACCACCUCGGCUCCCGCCCCCAAAUGCGCAUCCUAUCCGCGUCGUCUGUAUUUCAGACACCCACACCCUCGAAUGCCCUGACGUCCCAGAUGGAGACCUCCUAAUCCAUGCUGGUGACCUUGCACAGGAUGGCUCCGUCCGUGAAAUUCAAGCCGCCGUGAACUGGCUUCGCAGCCUCCCACACCCGCAUAAGGUCGUGAUCGGCGGCAAUCAUGACAGCUACUUCGAUACGCGAUCGCGCCUCGAAGAGGAUCGCGACGAACCUACAGCCAGUGGAUUCGCCACCGUCUCAGAAUCCACAGCUUCUAUCCGUUCUUUAGACGAAAUCACUGGCGUAUCCUCGCGCAUCGACUGGGGUGACAUUCACUACCUCCAACAUUCGGCCGUAACUCUCGAGUUCACUCCCCCAUCUGUCUCCGAUACCGACUCCACAUCUUCCUCUACAACUGCGCUAACUAACUCGCGACCGCGCAACUUGACUAUCUACGGUGCCCCGCAAAUCCCUGCUAUUGUACCUCUCGGUCCGGAACACGCUUUUACCUAUCCUCCUCACCACGAUGCCUGGUCGCGCACCGUGCCUUCAGACACCGAUAUCCUAGUCACUCACACCCCGCCUCAAGCGCAUCUCGAUAUGUCCCCAAUCUACUCAAUAGGCUGCCCCAACCUUCUGGCUGAAAGCUGGCGUGUCCGACCACUAUUGCAUGUCUUUGGACACGUUCAUUUCGCCGCGGGGAGAGAACCGAUUUUCUGGGACGAGGCGCAACGCGCGUGGGAGCGGCUCUGUGCUUCGCGUCGCCCCCGUGCAAAGUUUAGUCGCCUGUUCGCCCUAAUGGGAUUCUUGCGGGAUCUCUUCGACCCCGCGAGUUGGGUUGACGUGGCCAGAGUCGUGUUUUACGGAGUUCUCGGUGUUGUUUGGGCGCGUGUCUGGGGUGGGGAGACCAAUGGGGGUGGAUGGUUUGUUAAUGCGGCGUGUAUGUACAAGGAUUCAGGGCGGUUAAGGAAUCCGCCGCAGGUUAUCACUCUCUGA
Messenger RNA from Penicillium verhagenii, 1131 nucleotides. RefSeq names its product metallophosphatase domain-containing protein. Gene Ontology annotation, molecular function: hydrolase activity. The record is from RefSeq and is a predicted model, not a curated record. The transcript has a single exon. Lineage: Eukaryota; Fungi; Ascomycota; Eurotiomycetes; Eurotiales; Aspergillaceae. The coding region runs from base 1 to 1131 and encodes 376 amino acids.